AUGGUGCAUAUAAUCAACGGCGAGAUCGUCCCAGACGACGACCCACGUGUGCGUGCACGCCAGCAGCCACAGUCGAGUCAGCAGCUCAGUCGACGCUUUGGAUCCGUGCAUACCUCUGGGCCAGAUGCAUCUCCAACUGCUAGAGCGCCUCCACCAGCCACUGGUGCCCCAUCACUCCAGGGGCUUGCACGACAGAUCGGGCUAGAGGGCACUGUGACCAUUCCAGGAGUCCUGGGUUUGUCACCUAGGCCUAUUCCAAAGAUCUAUUUGGCAGUUGCCGCACUACUCACGGUAUUCUUUGGCUGGCGCGCGCUAGUGUUUAUAGCUUUUUUCCUUUUUUUGUCAGCACAGCAACCAGCAGCAUCGAGACAUACGUAG
Plasmopara halstedii is the source of this 378-nucleotide messenger RNA. RefSeq lists its product as uncharacterized. The coding region runs from base 1 to 378 and encodes 125 amino acids. NCBI's taxonomy places the organism in Eukaryota, Oomycota, Peronosporomycetes, Peronosporales, Peronosporaceae. Gene Ontology annotation, cellular component: intracellular membrane-bounded organelle. The transcript has a single exon. The record is from RefSeq and is a predicted model, not a curated record.